AUGGCAGAGGUUGAACAGCUAAGAAAAUCCCUCGACCAAUUUUGCUCCUUAAAAAUCGACGACUCCAAUACAGAAAAUAUUCCAGAUGAUCUUCAAGUUGUGAUCGACAAAAUUUCAUCAAAUGGCGACAUGCCUUUCGAGCUCGAAUGGUCUCAAGUUAGUCGCAUUAUUCGACAGAGAAUACUGUAUUGCGUCGCAUUUAUGAGCGAGAAAAGAAAGUACGAAGGUCCGCUCGAGGAGUACGAAAAUACGCUGAAAAUUAUUCUCAAAAGAAUAGAAAUCUUCGUUAUGGACGAGCCACCUUUCACUAUUCAGCGCGUCUGCGAACUUCUUGUAGCUCCAGACAAGCAUUACAAAAACACCGACAAAUACAUGCGAGCUCUUCAGAAAAAUCUCCUCGUUGUCUCUGGCUGGCGUAAAUUUGCAGAAGAAGAGGUCCCAGACACAGAGCCGGAAAAAGAAAGCUGCCAAGAAGAAGAGAGUCAAGCUGAGCCUGAUUCUACCUCAGAGCCUUCUACUCCAGCGCCUCAUCGAGCUGUUUCUAUCACACAUGAUGUCUCUUAUCCCGAAGAAACAGCUGCUGAAAAUGCCUCCCCUGACUCGACAACCAUCGAAGAAAAGCCCGAAGAGCGAUCGUUCCUCGAGAGGCCGAAAAAGAAAUUGGCAGACGACGAGGAUGAAGACGCAUUCGAUCAGUUGGUGAAAUCAAACGCCUCGCCAUCGCGGAAAGUGGCGCUUGGAACAUCAAAAAUUCAAAUCAACGUUGGCGCCGAUUUCGCAAAAGACGUCAAGGCCGAGGCAGAGGCGAGUCCUGAGCAGCCAGUUCCUGAUUUAGAAAAUGUGCCGCAAGAGGAGGCCACCGCUAAAGAUAUCAAAGAAGAAGGAGGAGAGCCAGAGGAAAAGUCAACAGAGACGAUGGUUGUUGGAGAGGCAGGAGAUGCUCCUGCUAAUUCAGUAAUGAAGGAAAGUAGCGAGGCGAUUCCUAUGGAAGACGUUAAAGAAGAAGAAGUCACUGAGGAAAAAGAACGCAAGAGAAAACGCCCCUCACUGUCGGAAGAAAAGCAAGAGGAAAAAGACUUGGACGAACUAGAGCAACCAGCAACCCCACAGAAAAUGACAGGGGCCUUAGCUUUCGAGUACACAAAUAAAGAUUUGUGUGUUGCAAAAAUCGAUCAGCUCUGGGAGGAUCAGUGGAAAAGGGUUGAGUCUGACGGCCUUCUACGCUACGAGCAGCCAAGAGAAAAUCCAAACUGCAAUCUUGUUCAAUCAAAAGAAGGCUUCGAAUUCGCGUUUCAAUAUCUCCUCAAUCGUGGUUCCAAAAGACGCGCGCGCGUUCAAUUUUCAUCAGUAAAUGAGCCGUUCUCAAACGAGCGAUUUCACUUUGGCAAGAUUAAUUCUUCUGAAAUCCUCUUCACGCUGAAACCAAUUCAUCGACCAGAUUCAUCAGCGACGGCGAUCGCCAACGUGUCCCCAAUUGAAUGGGGUCACUUUCUGCUCGUCCCUAAUUUGGAAAAGAAUCUGAUGCAGAAAAUAACGAGAGAAGCGAUGGUUUUGGCCUUUGAAACUUUUUUCCUCGUCGGCAAAAAACAUUUUCGGAUGAUGUACAAUUCUCUCCUCGGCUGGGCUUCUGUCAAUCACUUGCACUUUCAUUGCUACGAGUUCGACGAACAACUCGUUCUAGACAACCUAAAAUUGGUCCUUCUUUGCGCUGAUGUUUUCAAAACGAACCCUUCCUAUCCCCUUCCUGCCUUUGUCCUCAAGUUUGACAAGUCGACUUACGAAUAUGUGGCGAUAAAAGUAACCCAUAUCACCGAUCUUCUUCAUUCCCGCAAAGUCGCCCAUAAUAUGGUUAUAACAGCGGGCAGAUGCUACAUUUUCCCGAGAAAGAAUGCUGAUACUUCUGUUGUAUCCCAAUGUGUGGAUCCAGCAUGCGUCGAACUCUCCGGACAGUUUCCCUGCAAGGCAGAGGAAGAAUGGAAGAAUCUAACCCCAGGGAAGGCUGUGGAGAUGAUUCGUUCAGUUCGAAUCGAAGCAGACGUCUUUUCACGUGUCGAGCAAGAUAUUGUCGAACUCAGUCUCGCACAGAACGCGUUUAUCUACUCCGCCGUAGAUUUCGUGACAGAGCGAGAGGAAGAACCGCUCGUCGAUUUUGGCCUUGUGCGGCUGUCGCCUCUUGACGAACGGCUAAUCCAGUCUUUUGAUGCCGCCGAUAAAGCAGGUGUUAUGAGAUAUUCUCAAGAGAAGGGCUGUAAUCCAAUGCGCGAGUUAAAAACGUCUAAAGGUCUCAGCAUUGUGGCCGAAUUUAACCAUCACCGCGGGUUCAACAAACGCGCGCGCGUCGAAGUGCCCACCAUCAAUCAACCCUUUGACCGGGAGAAAUUCAACUUCAACAAAAUCGCCCCGAAUGAAAUAUUGUUUCGCUUUCGCUCCUCACUGAAUGGGAGGGGAAUUGGGGAUCAUCUCGCCAUUGUCAACAUCUCGCCGAUCAAUUGGUGCCAUUGUUUGUACGUGAUAGAGCCUGAGAAGUGUCUCCCGCAGAGAAUAACCAUGGAAGCUGUCAGGGUUGGUUUUGACUUGAUGAGAAUGACGAGAGCGAAGGGAUUCAGAGUAAUGUUCAACUCUCUCUGGGCCUGGGCCUCCGUCAACCACCUCCACCUCCACUCGAUGCUAGUCGAUAAGCCCUUCGGCAUGGACACAUGUCCGAGUUUAUCCUGGGGAUCAUCCGAAACAUCGCGCGUCCGAAAACUCGCUGAUUGCUCGCACUUACCCGGUUAUGUGUUCAACUUUCCAGUAAGGAAUUCAGAUGAUCAGGAAGAGAUCCUCGAAGAGAUUGUCAAAGAAUUCGAUCAAGCAAUCGAAUUCUUUCACGAGAACGAGAUUCCUUACAACUGCACAUGGGCGCGAGGAACAGAUACAGGCGAGCAAGAGAAGAACGCAGAUUAUAUAAGACUGUUUCUCUGGCCAAGAGCUAGUGCAGCCGGUUGGGAACCACAUCCCGCUUUUGACAAUGCUUGCGCAGAACUGGAAGGCUUUCUACCGAUCAAAGUCAAGGAAGAGUUCGAUGCGCUAACUGGUGAUAGUGCUGAAGCUUUGAUUCACCGCGCAAAACUUGAUGAAAAAACGACUAUUCUUGUCGAAGAAUUUAUGAAAAAAUUAUAG
Oikopleura dioica is the source of this 3159-nucleotide messenger RNA. Lineage: Eukaryota; Metazoa; Chordata; Appendicularia; Copelata; Oikopleuridae. The record is from the annotation of a GenBank genome assembly.